CAUAUAGUCCACCAUAAAAAAAAAAAAAAGAGAGAGAAAGAGAUCGCGAAAACCAACAUUUUGGUGGGUUGUUGGCAACUCUGGUGCGCGAAAUCGAGGGCUUGUCUUUUGUUCAUUCCCUCUCUCUCUUCGAUUCGAUUCGAUUCGAUUCGCUUCACAAUUUGGCGAUUCGAUCUGUAAGUUAUUAGGGUUAUCCAUAGUUUUUAAUUCCUCUUCAAUAUGAUGUGUUGAAUUCAAGCUCAAUUUUGCAAAUUUUUGGGUUUUUUUUUUGGUAUUUAUAUGGUUGUAGAAUGGGGGAGAUCUGAAAAUCUGCAGAUCUUGCUUUUUUGUGCUCUGUUCGCGGUGAUCUAGGGUUAGUGUGUUAGAAUUAUUUUUUUUUGCUUUGGAUCUCUAGUUUUUGUUACGUUACUAGCUUGAAUUUCGAGGUAUUGGGUUCGGGGAGGAGCGAUUUUCGAAGGAUUUGAGUGAUUUUGGUGGUGAAUUGAGUGGGAUCCAGAGGGGUUGUUAGGGUUAGGCUUGGCCGAUGGCUUCGAAUCCUCCAUUCCAGGUGGAGGAUACAGAUGAGGAUUUCUUUGAUAAAUUGGUCGAUGAUGAUGAUGAGUACAAGGUCACUCCAUCGUCGUCAUCGGUGCCUAAUUUUGCCGAUGGCAAUGAAUCUGAUGAGGCAAAAGCGUUUGCGAAUUUGAGUGUCGGUGAGACUGGGUUUGAAGAUUCAGGCGGCGAGGGUGGGAUUGAAGCAGAAGGAGGGGCUAUUACUGGGCACGGCGAAGGUGGGAUUGAAGCAAAAGGAGGGGCGAUUACUGGGGAUGUUAAUAAGGUGUCGGUGGAUGCUCAUGUAGAACAUAAUAGUUCCUUAGUAUCAUCCAAUUCCUUUGCGUUUGAUGGUAUAGUUGAAUCCCUCAAUGAUGUUAAGGAAUCAGAGGUUACACCAGAUUCGGCAAUAAGCAAGAGUAAUGGAUCUGUGGGUUCAGGUGUUAAGGAGGUGCAAUGGAGUGCAUUUAGUUCUGAUUCAGCGCAGGAUGGAUUUAAUGGAUUCGGAUCGUAUUCGGAUUUUUUCAGUGAAUUUGGAGAUGGUGCUGUUGAUCCUCAUGGAAAGGUGGUAGAUAAUUUGAAUAGUGAAACAAAGACUGUACCUGGCAAUGAAGAACUUAAAACUGCUUAUACUGACAACGCCUAUAAUUAUGCACAAUAUCAGGAGAAUCAAGUUUAUGGUGCAGCUACAGAACAAAGUGGUGCAGCUACGGAACAAAGCACUGAGGUACAGGAUCUAAAUAGUAGUCAAUAUUGGGAGAAUCUAUAUCCAGGGUGGAAAUAUGAUGCAAAUACUGGGCAGUGGUAUCAAGUGGAGGGUUAUGAUGCCACAGCAAAUGCACAAGGAAGCUUUGACACCAGUCUAGUUGGCGAUCAUGCUGUUUCUGAUGGAAAGUUGGAUGUUUCUUACAUGCAACAAACUGCUCACUCUGUUGCGGGGGCUGUAACUGAGAGUGGUUCGACAGAAAGCGUCACUAACUGGAAUCAGGUGUCACAAGAGAGUGGCAUCACUGGGAGUGUUUCUAAUUGGAAUCAGAUGUCACAAGGGAACAAUGGAUACCCAGAACAUAUGGUUUUUGAUCCUCAAUAUCCUGGUUGGUAUUAUGAUACAAUUGCCCAAGAAUGGCGCUCGUUGGAGACCUAUACUCCAUCUGUUCAAUCAGCUGUUCAAUCAACCGUUCAAGCUCAUGAUCAACUAAACCAAAAUGGGUUUGCAUCAACUGGUAACUUAUCUGGCGGUAAUGAUCACAAAACAUAUGGUGAAUACGGGCAAGUCAGCAAUUACAGGUCUGAAGGCUUUGGUAGCCAAGGGCAAGAUUACAACUGGAACGGAUCCUUCAGUAAUUACAAUCAGCAGGGCUUAAAUGUGUGGCAACCUGAGACUGUUGCCAAGAGCGGUUCGAAUGUGUGGCAACCUGAGACUGUUGCCCAGAACGAGUUUAGUUCAGAUUAUGGUGGAAACCAACAAUUGGAUAAUCAUUAUGGUUCAACUUUUUCUGUUGCUAACCAUGUCAAUCAAUUGAAGUCUAAUGAUUCAAGGGGAACAGUUCCAUCUUAUGAGAAAGCAAGUCAGGUUCAUAAUGACUUUUCGACAAUUUCUGGGUCACAAAGCUUUGUUCCUGGUGGGAACUUCAACCAGCAGUUUAAUCAGCCAAGAAUGGAGCCAAAAGAGCAAAUGCAUGCCUCAAGUGAUUACUAUGGCAAUCAGAAUUCAGUAAAUUUUUCCCAACCAUUUCAGAGUAGCCAUCAAUACUCUUAUGCUCCCAGCGCUGGUAGGUCAUCUGCAGGCCGUCCUCCACAUGCUUUGGUUACUUUUGGAUUUGGUGGAAAACUCAUUGUGUUGAAAGACAAUAGUUCUCUCAAUACCUCAUCAUACGGAAGCCAGGAUCCUGUAGGAGGCUCAAUCUCUGUUCUCAACUUGAUGGAAGUUGUCACUGGCAAAACUGAUGCAUCAAGCACAAGAUUGGGCGCUCAUACUUAUUUCCAUACACUUUGCCGACAAUCUUUUCCUGGUCCGAUGGUUGGUGGUAAUGUUGGUAACAAAGAGUUGAACAAGUGGAUUGAUGAGAGGAUCACAAACUGUGGAUCUACUGAAAUGGAUUACCGAAAGAGUGAAGUUUUGAGGUUGCUUCUCUCAUUGCUCAAAAUAGCUCAUCAGCAUUAUGGAAAACUUCGAUCUCCUUUUGGCACUGAUACUGCAUCAAAGGAAAGUGAUGCUCCAGAAUCAGCAGUUGCCAGACUUUUUGCAUCUGCCAAGAUAAAUAGUGCGCAAUAUGGUGCUCUUGCCCACUGCUUGCAGAAGUUGCCAUCAGAAGGACAGAUGCAGGCAACUGCUGCUGAGGUACAAAGUCUUCUGGUCGCUGGUAGAAAGAAGGAUGCUCUACUUUGUGCACAAAAUGGUCAAUUAUGGGGGCCUGCACUCGUUCUUGCUGCACAACUUGGUGACCAGUAUUAUGUUGAUACCGUGAAGCAAAUGGCACUUUACCAGCUAGUAUCAGGGUCACCUCUGCGGACAUUGUGCCUACUAAUUGCUGGUCAACCAGCAGAUGUGUUUUCUACAGACAUUACAACUGAUACUGGAGUUCCUGGUGCUUUAAACAUGCCUCAACAGCCUGCACAGUUUGGCACUAAUGGUAUGCUAGACAAUUGGGAAGAGAACUUGGCAUUGAUAACUGCUAACAGAACGAAAGAUGAUGAACUCGUGCUCAUUCAUCUUGGUGAUUGCUUGUGGAAAGAAAGAAGUGAAAUUAUUGCGGCACACAUUUGCUACUUAGUUGCAGAGGCAAACUUUGAGCCAUAUUCAGACAGUGCUAGGUUGUGUCUUAUUGGUGCGGACCAUUGGAAAUUCCCACGAACAUUUGCUAGUCCAGAGGCUAUUCAGAGGACAGAGUUAUAUGAAUACUCAAAGGUGCUUGGAAACUCUCAGUUUAUCUUGUUACCUUUUCAGCCAUAUAAGCUUAUAUAUGCGCACAUGUUGGCUGAAGUUGGAAAAGUUUCGGAGUCAUUGAAGUACUGUCAAGCAGUAUUAAAAUCUCUAAAGACUGGUCGAGCACCUGAGGUGGAGACGUGGAGACAGUUAGUGUCAUCUCUCGAGGAGAGGAUCAGAACUCACCAACAGGCUGGAUACUCUACAAACUUGGCUCCAGCAAAAUUAGUGGGUAAAUUGCUCAAUCUUUUUGAUAGCACCGCUCACCGUGUCGUUGGGGGACUACCUCCACCUGUGCCUUCUACAUCACACGGCAGUGCACAGGGUAAUGACCAUUAUCACCAAACUAUGGGACCCAGAGUAUCAACUAGUCAAUCAACUAUGGCAAUGUCAUCAUUAAUGCCUUCAUCAUCGAUGGAGCCCAUAAGUGAAUGGACAGCUGAUGGCAACAGAAAAGCAAAGCAUAACAGAAGUGUUUCAGAGCCAGACUUUGGUAGAACUCCAAGACAGGAUCAGGUUGAUUUAUCAAAAGAAGCAACCUCAUCUGAUGCACAAGGCAAAGCAAUCUCUGGGGGAACGUCUCGCCUUGGUCGCUUUAGUUUCGGAUCACAGCUCUUUCAAAAGACUGUCGGAUUAGUCUUGAAGCCCCGCCAGGAUAAGCAGGCGAAAUUGGGUGAAAAGAAUAAAUUUCAUUAUGAUGAAAAGCUUAAGAGAUGGGUAGAGGAAGGGGCUGAACUCCCUGCUGAAGAAACAGCCCUGCCACCUCCACCAACUACAUCGUUCCAGAAUGGAACAUCCGAUUACAACCUGAAAAGUGCGUUAAAAAUUGAAGGGUCUUCUGGAAAUGGAAGCCCAGAAUUUAAAAGCCCAGUUCCUCUGGAACAUAGUUCUGGAAUCCCACCAAUUCCACCCACCUCAAACCAAUUCUCUUCUCGUGGACGGAUGGGUCUCCAAUCAAGGUAUGUUGACACUUUCAACCAAGGUGGUGGAAAUUCAACAAAAUUGUUUCAAUCACCUCCUGUCCCAUCUGUUAAACCCGCUGGCAGUGCCAAUCCAAAAUUUUUUGUUCCCACACCAGUAUCCUCUAGUGAACAGGCAUUUGAGACUAUCUCAGAUAGUAGUGUGCAACAAGUUGCUGCAGUUAACGAAAAUCCUUCCACAUCUGUUAUGAAUGACUCGUUCCAGUCUCCAUCACCUUCAUCAUCAAUGACAAUGCAAAGGUUUCCAAGCAUGGACAACAUCUCAAAGAAAGGGGUGAUGACGAAUGGCAAUGGCCCCUUUCCAUCUCAUUCACGACGUACAGCGUCGUGGAGUGGAAGCAUGAAUGAUGCAUUUUCUCCUCCACAAAGGACGGAAUUGAAACCUCUGGGGGAAGUAUUGCGUAUGCCCCCAUCAUCGUUAAUGCCUGGUGGCACUUCCCACCUGCCAAUGAAUGGUGGCAGUUUUGGGGAUGACCUUCAUGAAGUGGAACUUUAAGUAGGUAGUAGAUGUAAAUGUCAAGUUUUGCUCCUCCCCCACAACUAGUAUAUUCAACUAUCAUGCCCCGGUGCCUCCCAAUGCAAAGUGAUGGUAAGCAACAAGAUUGGUUUGAGGGAAGAAACCAAGAAAUUUCUUUUUUAUUUUAUUUUAUUUUUUAUAUUUCCCUUCGUUGUAAUUUGAAAGGCAGUUGAUUUACAUAAAUGUUUACUGUUAGAGAUAGGUUUCGUUUAAUCUUGAGGAGUUAAACACCGUCUGAUGCUCAAGGAGCUGGUGUUUUUACUAUAAAAACAAAGAAAGCUGAGGGUAGGCAUCGAUGUACAGUCAUUUGUUCAUUUAUUGCGGAAAGUAAAAUCCCUUGAAGAAGUGGAAGAAAUACUUUGAAAGACUUCUAGAGGGAAAAAGAAGCAAGUGUAUCAAGAUGGAAAAGAAUAAGAUGCCUUUUUUUUUGUUUUUUUUUUUCUUUUAAUUGAA
Messenger RNA from Cornus florida, 5407 nucleotides. RefSeq names its product protein transport protein SEC16B homolog. Bases 524 to 4933 code for a protein of 1469 amino acids. The record is from RefSeq and is a predicted model, not a curated record. The transcript is spliced from 13 exons. Gene Ontology annotation, biological process: Golgi organization; COPII vesicle coat assembly; autophagy. NCBI's taxonomy places the organism in Eukaryota, Viridiplantae, Streptophyta, Magnoliopsida, Cornales, Cornaceae. Gene Ontology annotation, cellular component: ER to Golgi transport vesicle membrane; endoplasmic reticulum exit site.